This is a messenger RNA of Mastomys coucha (southern multimammate mouse), 6337 nucleotides long. RefSeq names its product butyrylcholinesterase (gene Bche). Gene Ontology annotation, biological process: acetylcholine catabolic process; choline metabolic process. The record is from RefSeq and is a predicted model, not a curated record. The transcript is spliced from 4 exons. NCBI's taxonomy places the organism in Eukaryota, Metazoa, Chordata, Mammalia, Rodentia, Muridae. Bases 295 to 2106 code for a protein of 603 amino acids. Gene Ontology annotation, molecular function: acetylcholinesterase activity. Gene Ontology annotation, cellular component: plasma membrane.
CUUCUCUCCUGGAAGCCUGUCCGCGACGGUAGAGGAAGCCUCCCCGCAGCUAGCUCUGAAGGAGUCACCACUGCUUUUGUGCAAGCAGAUGUCAGCCUGGGAAGCCUGGCCAGAGCCAGAUCAAGUUGCUGCUGCCAGCUCUCGCGAGCUUUGUCAGGAAGAGUUGACUGAAAUGUCAGAGUCCAGCAAUUCACAGGCGGGGCGGCAGCUGCACCCCGCGUCUCCUCUGCAGCAUUACAAGAUUGCCACUUUGCAAACUUCCUCAUCCUUUUCUGCAGCGAUCCCGAAAUCAACAUGCAGACUCAGCAUAUGAAGGUCACACAGACCCACUUCCUCCUAUGGAUUCUUCUGCUCUGCAUGCCUUUUGGGAAGUCACACACUGAUGAAGACUUCAUAAUUACAACCAAGACUGGAAGGGUCCGAGGGCUGAGCAUGCCCGUUCUCGGUGGCACAGUGACUGCCUUUCUCGGUAUCCCCUAUGCACAGCCUCCCCUGGGUAGCCUAAGAUUCAAAAAGCCGCAACCCUUAAACAAAUGGCCUGACAUUCAUAAUGCCACUCAAUAUGCAAAUUCUUGUUAUCAGAACAUAGAUCAAGCCUUCCCAGGCUUCCAGGGGUCAGAAAUGUGGAAUCCAAACACGAACCUCAGUGAAGACUGCUUGUAUCUGAAUGUUUGGAUUCCAGUGCCUAAGCCCAAAAAUGCCACUGUCAUGGUGUGGAUCUAUGGUGGUGGCUUUCAAACUGGGACCUCCUCUCUACCUGUUUACGAUGGGAAGUUUCUAGCUCGUGUUGAACGAGUUAUUGUAGUUUCGAUGAACUAUAGGGUAGGUGCUCUAGGAUUCCUAGCUUUCCCAGGAAAUCCUGAUGCUCCUGGAAACAUGGGUUUAUUUGAUCAACAGUUGGCACUUCAGUGGGUCCAAAGAAAUGUUGCUGCUUUUGGGGGGAAUCCUAAAAGUAUAACGAUUUUUGGAGAAAGUGCAGGGGCAGCUUCAGUUAGCUUACAUUUGCUCUGUCCCCAAAGUUAUCCUUUGUUUACCAGAGCCAUUCUGGAAAGUGGCUCCUCUAAUGCCCCCUGGGCAGUAAAGCAUCCUGAGGAAGCCAGAAACAGAACCUUGACCUUAGCUAAACUUAGUGGUUGCUCAAAGGAGAAUGAGAUGGAGAUGAUUAAAUGCCUUCGAAGUAAAGAUCCUCAGGAAAUUCUUCUGAAUGAAAGGUUCGUCUUCCCCUCUGAUUCCAUCUUAUCGAUAAAUUUCGGUCCAACAGUGGAUGGCGAUUUUCUCACUGAUAUGCCCCACAAACUACUCCAACUUGGAAAAAUGAAAACAACUCAGAUCUUAGUGGGCGUUAACAAAGAUGAAGGGACAGGUUUCCUAGUAUACGGUGCUCCCGGUUUCAGCAAAGACAAUGAUAGUCUUAUUACACGGAGAGAAUUUCAAGAAGGUUUAAAUAUGUAUUUCCCUGGAGUGAGCAGACUGGGGAAAGAAGCAAUCCUCUUCUACUAUGUGGACUGGUUAGGUGACCAAGCCCCAGAAGUCUACCGUGAAGCUUUGGAUGAUGUUAUUGGAGAUUACAACAUCAUAUGCCCUGCAUUGGAGUUUACCAAGAAAUUUGCAGAGCUUGAAAAUAAUGCCUUUUUCUACUUUUUCGAACACCGAUCUUCCAAACUACCUUGGCCUGAAUGGAUGGGAGUUAUGCAUGGCUAUGAAAUUGAAUUUGUGUUUGGCUUACCUCUGGGAAGAAGAGUUAAUUAUACGAGAGCUGAGGAAAUCUUUAGUCGAUCCAUAAUGAAAACAUGGGCAAAUUUUGCAAAAUAUGGACAUCCCAAUGGGACCCAGCGCAAUAGCACAAUGUGGCCUGUCUUCACAAGUACUGAACAAAAAUACCUAACCUUGAACAUAGAGAAGUCAAAAAUAUACUCUAAACUCCGUGCUCCCCAAUGCCAAUUCUGGAGACUAUUUUUUCCAAAAGUCUUGGAAAUGACAGGCAAUAUUGAUGAAACGGAACAAGAGUGGAAGGCAGGAUUCCAUCGCUGGAGCAAUUACAUGAUGGACUGGCAAAAUCAAUUUAACGAUUAUACUAGCAAGAAAGAUAGUUGUACGACUCUCUAAUUAAUAGAUUUACCCUUUAUAGAAUGUUCAUUUUCCUGUAGAUGAAGGCAAAAAUACCAGUAGCACUCUUCAUAUAUACCAAGAAUGCUAUUACACAGCAGAGAAGAAAUGCCAAAUGAGAAUAUUGAUUUCUUACACAUUUCACUUAGUAUUUUACCUAAUGUCUCAGAACUGAGUCAUUAGAAGUUGUUUUUUAUUAAUUUUCACAAUUUAAACUUUCAGAAUUAAUUAAAUGCUGCUUUGAUAUUACUUUUCUGAAUAACAUCACAGCUUUUACUUAAAAGUGACAUCAUCUGCUUUUAUUUAAUCCUGUAUUUUCAGAACUACCUAUAUAAAACUAUUGCUAAAAUCUGAAUUAGAUUUUGAAGCAAUUGAUGUUAUAGUUUAUAUUACUGUUGACUAUAAUUUAUUCAUAAGUCCACUGUCAAUAUCAAAUCGUAGAACAAUCAAAAAGUUGGCUAUUCAUAUAUGUAGAGGCAAGAGAGAAUAUGAAAUUAAGAGCCACUGAAUCUGGAAUCAGUACUAGUGAAAUAAAAUAUGGCUAACAACAAAAGCAAGGAAUUUCAAGUGCUGUUGAAAAUCAUGCCAACUGGCUGUCCUGAGAGAGAAAUCAUGCUUCAUGCAUCAUUUCAUGAGCAUGCUUUGUCACAAGAAUCAUGUACCAUACAGAAUUCAACAGCCAAAGAAAAUAUGUAGUUCUAAUAUGCACAGGAGUUCUAGAGUAGAAUCCGCUGCCUCGCACGGUGCUAUAGGAUGGGCAGGACAAAUCUGUGUCUGGGAACUCUUGGAAAUCCCACCUUUAACAUAUUCACAGCUGAAACUAAAGUUUGGCUUAAGUUAUUCAUGGAUUAAGUGUCUGCGAAUCCAAGCUCCACAUAUCAGUCUUCCUCAGGGUGAGUGCUUGGGGAACAGGUGCUGUAGCAUCAAACAAAACCAUUGAACUGUCACUUAAUUUAGGUGAGCUUGUGGUUCAUUCUCAAAACACGACAAGCAAGUAUGCUUUACAUUGCAUAUGAUUAAGUGUUGCUAGUUAAGGCAGAUUAAAACAUUAUUUUGAUAAUCUAUUUAUAUGCUGAAAAAUGUUUAUGUUAGUGGUUUAAUGUUCAAAUUUUGGUUUAUAAGAACCAAAGCAACACAUCUCAUUCUUCUAAAAAAGGAACCCUCUUAUAUUGAAUUUUCAUUUUCAAAAAUAGUAUGCUGAAGUUCAUAAUGGUUAGGAUAAAUUAAAAAGUAAUGUUAUUAAAUUCAUGUCAAUCAUAAUUUCUUAGAUGUUUAUCAAUAUAAUUUUAGCUGUGACACGCUUAGUUCAAUGACUAAUAAAUAGGACAAUCUUCACAUUAAUGAAGAAAGACAAGAAAAUCAAGAGUUAGUGAAAUUCUAUAUCAUGCUUGUAUGUACUGCACUCAACAGCACCUGUUCUGAUUACAAAUAUGUUUGAAAAGCCAGUGUGUAGGGUGAAAAGGGCUUUGCUUAAAUCUACUGAAUGUAAAGCAUCAUUUGCCAUCCCUUUACACUGAAAGGAUAAUCCAUGAAUAAUUUCCUUAAUCUACAAGUAACUUAAAUCCAACUUUCUUACACAAAGGGGAAAAAUGAGCAGGUCACCACCAGAUCUAAGGUGAAUACAAAUUUGUAUUAGGGUUCUAUCAAGGAAUGGAACACACAAAAUGAAUACACAUAUUAAAAAGGAGGGUAUUUUUUUGUCUGGUUGGUUUUUUUUUUUUUUUUUUGAGUGCCUUGUGAAAUAUAGCCUAGAAUUAUAACAACAUCUGCCUCACCCUGGAGAGGCCUUAGAUUAUAGAAGUUGCUUAAUACACAUGUUUGAAUGUGUCAGCAGUCACAGUAAAAUGCUGUAGGCUCAGAGAAUUCCUGGAAAGUAUCUGUCCUUGACUCAAGUUUGGCAUCUCAAAGAAGUAUAUUAUAAUAUCAGCCAAGGUAAGUUAGUGCAAGAGAAUCGAUGAACUUGACAGCAAGAAUUAAAGCAAGCAGGUAAAAAGCAAAUUUACCUUCUUUCAUGUCCUUUGAUCUAUGCAGUUACCAUAAGGCUCAUCUCAUGUUUAGGACUGGUCUUCCUAUUUCAAAUAUCUGAAUCAGGAAAAUCACUCAGGAAUGCCCUGAAAUUUGCUUGGAUUAACUUGAUCCAGAUGCUGUCAAGAUGGCGUCGUAAUUGGUCAUUACAGAUCCAUCCCUUGUCAUCACGAAACAGAGCUACAUUCUCUUAAAUUAUGCUUUUAAUUUCUAAAUGAAAACAAUGAUCAGGUCAUAAUUUUGCCUAACAUACUAUAACUAUCCCAAGCACAACUGCAUAUGUAUUAUGUAUUUUAGAAUAGUUAGCAAAGGUUUUUGAAGAAUGCUUACUCUUGUAGUGCCUUACAACCUAAAUAUGAUAAUAUAGAUUUACACUUUAAAUAAUAUUAUCUCAGUUGAUUUAUCAUUGCAUGAUAAAUAUAUAGAGGGAAGAAAACACACAUAUAUGAUUACUAUAUGUGUAUACAUGUAAACCUGUUUUAACAUAUAAGACAGAAUCAUUAAUAUCAAUGAUAAUCAUGUCUUCAACAGAAUCAGGCUGUAUUUACUUACUAUUCAUUAUGUAUUUCUUCUACCCAUAGCAAGAAGCUUACCUUUACAGAUUUCUUGGAAUCAAUGUCAGUUAAACACUAGUACACAACUGGCCAGGAAAACCUGAUUGUUUAUAUUCUUCACUGUCUAUUUAUUCUAAUUAAAACCCAUGAGUCCUUCCAGGAAAGGAUAGGAGAAAGGCUAAAAAUAAAACUCUUCAGCAUGUUAACAUGAUCCUAACUGAGGGGGCACUGGCCUUGUCCUCAACCAUGGAAUUCUAGGUCUUCUGGUUGAUGCAAGUCUGGAAACUGACAGGCAAAGACUCUUGACUGCUAGAAGGAAUUUUAUCCUUUCUUGCUUUUAUUCUAGAGCAGUUCUGUAUACAUAGAUGAGACAACUUUUAGUAGUUUUCUCUUUCAUUCCUAGAUACACUAUGCUUAAUUAUCUAGUACCAAAGGUCCAUAUGGGUCAAAUUAUUACACAUAUUGCUUUGCCUAUACUUCCCAUUACAAUACCAUACUUGCUGUGUCUGGAAAUUCAAUGAUGCUGCUUAAACUCUGCUACUUUGGGGACCAAUUGAACUCAUCACAGUUAAUUUAUCCACUGAGCAUCAGUAUCUUCAUCACUAAGAUCAGACAGAAGGACAACAGUGGUCUUCAAAUGUACUCAUGUCUCUCCCAGCAUUUGAAGUGUUAACAUUUUUCAUGUUACCCACUCACCAUUUUCUGCAGUGAGUGACAUGUAUUGUAGGCUGUCCCACUGUGAAGUAUUAGGUUUUAUACAGUUUAUCUACUCCAGCAUUCCAAAUUCCCUGAGUCUUAAAAUUCCCUGCAUUAACAAUAAGCCAAGUGUUAUCGGCCAUUUCCAGUUUCUUUAAAUAGAAUAUCAUGUGAGAAAGACACAGCCUACCAAUCAAAUAAACCCCCCUUUAACUGUGAAUUAACUGUGAACUGUGAGCCUCCAUAUUAAGUAUAGAAUAGCCACUAAAUGGGUCCAUAUCAAUAAUCUCAGCCUGAUCCAGUUUUAUGUUCCUUUCACCACUAUCCUAUACCCUUAGGAUCUAUUACCAAACAUUCCCCAGACUUCUACUUGAAUGAAGUAUAAAGUUCAUUAAAUUCUUUAAAAGGUAUAGUGUACCUCACUUCUAGGAGCCUCCUAGCCUUAAGACUCCUUAAAGAUAUAUAGACAACAAUUUGUAGGCAGUGGGGGACAUCUGUCUUAUCCUCCUUGGCACCUCCUUCAGGGAAGGUAAUUAUAAAUUCUGCAUAUAAUACAGAAUUAAUUCUCUUAGUAAAGGAUGGAGUGAACAAUACUGUUAGGUAUAUGCUUGGAUCCAUCUUCUGAUAAGAGUGGGGAGACUAAUUUCUCAGGUGAGAAAAUACAGUAGUCACCCAUGGGCUGAGAUAUUUGAAUACUUGAUCACCAGUUAGUGUUGUUUGUAGGGUUUAAGAGGUACAGCUUUCCUGGAAGGAGUGAAUCACUGUGAAAAGGCUUCAAGAUUACAUAGUACCACCAUAUAUCUUUUUCACCCUUCCCACUUUCUACUUGUGUUUGAAGAUGUAAAUUCUCAGUUUUCUGUUCAAACCACCAUGACUGAUGCUUGCUACCACACUUUCCAUUGUGAACUGUUAUUUCUUUGGAAUCAUAUGCACAAAAUAAAAACUUCCUUCUUCAA